GUUUCACUGAAGUGUUUGCAAAAAAUAGUUAUUAUUUUUCAAGAAUUUUUGAAACAUAUAUUGAGAUUCACAUAGUUUUCAAGCAUUUUAUUUGUAUUGAAAUUCUUGAUUGGCAUAAGAAAUGACAACUAAAUUAUAUUUGAAUUAUUCGAGUCCUUUCUGUCGGUCAGUCCUAUUUGUGGCCAAACAUCUGGGCAUUGAUUUACACGAAGUGAACGUGGAUUUAGUGGACAAACAGCAACUGCGACCGGAAUUCCUUAAACUGAACCCACGACAUACCCUUCCCACGCUCGAGGACGAGGGUGUAGUUAUCUGGGAAAGUCGUGCAAUCAUUCAAUACCUGUGCAACAAGUACGGCCGAAAUUCGCAACUUUAUCCCACAGACCCGGCUGAAAGGGCCAAAGUGGACAUGGUGCUAGACUUUGACCUAGGCACACUGGCGCCCGCACUUAAAGCCGUUCGGAUAACAAAACUGGUUACAAAUAACUCUACUAAAGGGGCCAAACCUACUGAACAACAACUGACGACAUUGAAGGACAGCCUAACUGUGUUGGACUCUAUGAUCGGCAAAAACGGCGGUUACAGCGCCGGCAAACACUUGACUAUCGCCGACCUCUCACUUAUACCGCAGUUCUUGACGGUAACCACCGAAGAGUUGGCCGACUAUAUGCACGUCAGGCACUGGUAUUCAGAGAUCACCGCCAAAGAGAUGCCGUAUUUCGACGAAAUCAACUCAAUGGCAGUGAAAUCCAUUGAAGACAGGACUCGUAGGCUCACAGAGAGGGCUGAUAAGAGUUAAUUAGAUUUACUGUUAAUUUGACCACUUUGGUGAUACACUACAGUUUUAAGCAAAAUACAUUUAUACUAAAGUAAAAGUUAAAUUAAUUAAUCGUUGAAUAAAACAAUUUUUAAAUAUUGAAA
Molecule: messenger RNA, 921 nt
Organism: Oppiella nova
Lineage: Eukaryota; Metazoa; Arthropoda; Arachnida; Sarcoptiformes; Oppiidae
Source: the annotation of a GenBank genome assembly